AUGGACAGAUAUGACAAAUUUGACGGUGCCACGCCAAGGGAAAAAUUGAAAAAUGCAUAUGCUCAACUCAACGCUAGACUUAGUACUCCGGUCAUCCAGAGUAACGAUGCAAGUGCCACGCCGUCCUCCGCAGGAGAUAUUGAGCCUACAGCUUCUGCUCCUGUGCCGGAAACGGCCGCGCCUCUAAGUGUCAGAGUGGAUAGAGAGCAUGGCAGCCACACACAAACAGAUGCCACGUCAGCUAUCCCUGCGCCGUCCGCGGAAGAGCCUGUACUGGAGCUCUCUCCACGACACGACGUGCAAACGAUUCAACCCAGCGCACUUGCAGUUAAUAACGCCGAGGAGAUACUCCCGGGGUCUGUCCAUCUCGGUCCAUCUGAAUUUGCUGUGACGCUCCCGAUGGACUCCAGAGUCAAGGAUAGCUAUGAGAAAGUCUUGGCUAGUGAAUCGCAAGGCAUCCGUGAGUUUCUCAAGAUUUCGAGCUCUCACGAUGAAGUAGCUGAAAAUAAGAUGGAAAGCCUUAAACUGAAGGUACACGACGUGCUUAAAAAUUUGAGCAACGUUGCAACACACCCAGAUCCGAAUCUCAGUGCAACGGAUUUGGCGCAGGAAGCUGCAUGGGCUGAGUAUAACAGCGCAAAGUUCCUGCUCUUAGGUUAUCUCGUGCAGCUUGCGAGUAGCCGUGACAUCCACUUGGUAAUCCUGGUCCAUGGGGAGAAGUCUCAGAAAGUUGUCGAACGCUACCUGACAGGUAAGGGUCUUGUCUACACGCGGCCGCGCGAAGAGAUGGGACCUGGGACCAACCUCGAAAUCUCCAUGAUUAAAAAUUCUUUGAGUUUCGGGAUACAGUCGACUCGCAAUGAUGGAAUUAUGGAAACCUACAAAAGGCCUUCUGCAAUUAUCUCGCUAGACUCCUCCUUCAACGCAAAAAGCCCAUCGGUGGAGCAUAUGCGCACCACUUUCGCGCGAAAUGGAAAUCUGCUUCCCGUGAUCCGGCUCAUUAUCGCAAAUUCAAGUGAGCAUGUUGAGCUGUGCUUCCCUAACCUUGAGCAAAUCCAGCAGCUACGUUUGGUCAUCCAGUAUACCAUGCAUCUUUGUGAUAUAGUGGGUGACCUCCAGGACGACGCUCUCGGUGUGCGCGAGGAUAUAGACGAAAUUCUCUGUUGUCUCCUGUCUGAUAACUUCAACUCCCACUGGUCACUGCCCCAGGUCGAGCCGCUACAUAUCGUCAGCCCGGAGGAACUGGAAUCCCUUCCAGUCGAAAGCCAAGGCAGAGCAGAUGUUGAAAGCGCGUCCAUCACGCCAGCACCAAGCCAGAAACGUGCAUUUGACGUGGAAGAAAACGAGGAGCAAGCCUCCAAAAGACUCAGAGCCGAUACAUCACAAGACCCUACCCAGCUCACGGAAUCCUCCAAAUUCCCCAGUCAGACAUUGGACCGUGACAUUCAAGCAUUGGAGAAGAGCCUCAUGCAAAUGAGAGCCUCGCAUGCCGCCGAGCGUCAGAGUCUUCAAGCAUCGUUGGCUGCUGUACAAUCUCGUCUGCAGGAGAAGGAGAAGGCACUCGAAACGCUCCAGCACCGCUAUGAAAGCCGGACCAAGGAUCUUCAUAGAACCCGACAGGAGCGCGAUCGACUGUCUGAAACCAAACUUGCCUCCGAGCAGAGAGUCGAGAAGCAGAAAGAAGAGCUCGGAAAACUGAGGGAUGAGCGCACUCAACUAAGGCACGAUCUGGAAAAGGCUCGAGAAGAGCUGAAGACUGGCGGAGGCAAUGCAGCAGAGUUAGAGCCGGCACGGGAGGAAAUCCGGCGCCUGACCAAGGAAAAUGCCUCCUUGCAACGAAAGACAGAAUACGAAAGCAAGCAGGCGGAGUAUACGCGCGAGCAGUAUCAAAACGCAUCUACCGUGGCAGCGCAAGCCGGAAACGAAAGUCGCCAGCUGCGGGAGGAGAAUGAAACGUUGAAACGCAAGGUGGCCGGCGAUGUCGCUCGACUCAAAGAGCUCAACCUGAAGAGUGAUGCAGAGCGGCAUAUGUCUCGUAUCGUCGAACUGGAGUCCACCCUAUCAAAUCGCGACGAUCUGCUGCGCAGGAAGGAAGAAGAACUGCGAGAAAUCCGUAAAAACCGCCCUUCAACUCGGUCGACCAGCACCCAGCCCCGAAGCCCCAAGUGGACCGCCGGUAAUAGCCGCCCUACAAGCCCCGGCAUCAACAAUGGUUCAGCCAUUGCCGGCCGGGGCAGUGCCUUGAGGUUCAGCUCGGAAAUGUCUCUCUGA
Aspergillus steynii IBT 23096 is the source of this 2271-nucleotide messenger RNA. RefSeq lists its product as uncharacterized. NCBI's taxonomy places the organism in Eukaryota, Fungi, Ascomycota, Eurotiomycetes, Eurotiales, Aspergillaceae. The transcript has 3 exons. The coding region runs from base 1 to 2271 and encodes 756 amino acids. The record is from RefSeq and is a predicted model, not a curated record. Gene Ontology annotation, cellular component: HDA1 complex.